UACUUAUCAACCUUGGAAGACCAAAAGGUAAAGGAUAUCAACAGGCUUAAGCUAGGACAAGAGUGCUUUUGGGCUUGUCAACAGGAAACGCUCCUAAAUAACUUCAAGUUUGAGCGGAGAAAAGAAGCUACUGGAAAACAAGCAGAUGUAUCACCAACAUCAGGGUCCAAAUGAGCUCUUCACUACAAGGACAUCCUUUCCGAUGGAGCAGCAUCUGUUCCUGCGAGGAGGAAGUACCCAAGGAGAUUCUGGGCUGGUUCUCUCAACUGACGCUAAACCAAGGCUAAAAUGGACACCUGAGUUACAUCAGCGAUUUGUAGAUGCAGUCAAUCAAUUAGGUGGAGCAGAGAGUAAGUAUACUAUUCUUAUCUUCUCAAUGUACAGAAACCAGCUAAAUUCUUAUAUUCAUCUUCAUCACCCAGAAGCUACUCCAAAAACAGUCAUGAGGCUCAUGGGCAUUCCAGGACUCACCUUGUAUCAUCUGAAGAGCCACCUCCAGAAAUACAGGCUUAGUAAGAACCUCCAAGCUCAAGCGAAUGUUGGUACAACAAAGAACGCCAUAGGAUGCACAGUCAUUGCGGAUAGGAUGCCUGUAACAAGUACGACAACAAUGAGCAGUACAAAUGUCAUUCCACAAGCAGAGAAAACUAUUCAAAUUGGUGAAGCACUUCAGAUGCAAAUUGAGGUUCAGAGACAUCUAAAUGAACAACUUGAGGUGCAAAGGCAUCUACAACUACGGAUAGAAGCCCAAGGGAAGUAUCUACAGGCAGUUCUAGAACAGGCACAAGAGACCCUUGGAAAACAGAACUUGGGUCCUGCAAACCUGGAAGAUGCAAAAAUAAAAAUAUCAGAACUGGUCUCACAAGUAUCAAAUGAAUGCUUCAGCAAUGCAAUUACAGAUAUUAAAGGAAGUUCAAGCAUGCAUAGAUUAGAACCAAGGCAAAUCCAGUUCGUUGAAAGUUCAACAAAUAGCUAUCUGACUGCAGCUGAAGGAUUCAUCAAGGAGCACAGACUACAGCACCAUGGAGUACUCAAAUCAUAUGAUGAUAAUUAUGUACUUUGCAGAAAAGGAUCUUAUGACCAUGAGACCCAGUUUGCCCUGAACAGAAGCCUAAGCGAGCUUAGGAUGGCUCAAUUGCACAAUGUGAAAGGGUACAAAGCAGAGUUUGGGUAUGAAAGUGAUACGGACGUGCCACCUCAGUAUACACCUCAAAAGAAUGUUGGAGGUAGCACCACCAGUUCAGCAUCAAGAAGCAAAGAACGAGAUGCAGAGAAGCCAUAUCUCGACGAACAAAACUGCACGAGACAGGCAAAUGAAUACCCAAGAGAAAGCAAGCUACCAGAUUUUGAGCACUCAUGUUCUGGGAAGAAACUUGAUCUGAACACCCACAACAAUGAUGAUAAUGAUCAAGCUUACAGACAUUUUGACUUGAAUGGCUUCAGCUGGAGCUGAUAUAUGUAAGAAGUUCAAGGAGAAGACAUGAACUCACAAAUAAUUUCUUUCAACA
Phragmites australis (common reed) is the source of this 1508-nucleotide messenger RNA. RefSeq names its product myb-related protein 2-like. The record is from RefSeq and is a predicted model, not a curated record. The coding region runs from base 146 to 1453 and encodes 435 amino acids. The transcript has 6 exons. Lineage: Eukaryota; Viridiplantae; Streptophyta; Magnoliopsida; Poales; Poaceae. Gene Ontology annotation, molecular function: DNA-binding transcription factor activity; DNA binding.